Molecule: messenger RNA, 2217 nt
Organism: Pieris macdunnoughi
Lineage: Eukaryota; Metazoa; Arthropoda; Insecta; Lepidoptera; Pieridae
Source: the annotation of a GenBank genome assembly
AUGUUUCUCCCAGAAUUCGCAAGUUUCGUGGCGGCCAUCUUGUUCGCUGUGCACCCAAUACACACUGAAGCUGUGACGGGUGUAGUCGGUAGAGCUGAGAUGCUGUCGUCUGUCUUCUUUCUUGGAGCGCUGUUGUGUUACGCGAGGGCAGCUAGUAGGAGACGUUGCACCGACUGGCGGUAUGUGGCUGCGUGUACGGCGUGCGUGGGAGUGGCAAUGCUGUGCAAAGAGCAGGGCAUCACUGUCACAGCUGUUUGUGUUGUUUACGAGCUCUUUGUAGCACAGAAGCGCCGAUCGACUACUGGCCAAAAUUGGCUGGAGGUCUGGGGCAAAGGUGGCUGGGGCUGCGCAUGCGGCGAAGCUGCUAGAAGAAUCACAACCGUAUGCUUUGCGACACUCGCUCUGCUAGCAGCCAGGCUUCACGUGAUGGGCGCUCAACUACCUGUCUUUACCAGAUUUGACAACCCUGCGGGUGCUGCUCUUCCACCAGCUAGGCAUCUGACAUUUGCAUAUCUACCAGCGUUGAAUGCAUGGCUUCUGACCUUACCUGAAGCACUCUGCUGCGAUUGGACUAUGGGUACAGUGACUCUUCUCAAGUCGUGGCGGGAUCCGAGAAACAUAGCCACACUAGCACUUGGCACGUCACUAGUUGCGGGAGGGAUACACGCUUUGCGCACGCGCUCAUCGGCUUUAUCUAUGGGUCUUGCAUUACUGGUCCUUCCAUUCCUGCCGGCCUCAAACCUGUUCUUCCCAGUAGGAUUUGUGGUGGCAGAACGAGUUCUUUAUAUGCCUUCCAUGGGAUGGUGUCUUAUCAUCGCGCACGGAUGGAGACUUCUAGCCAAGAAGAGAGCUAUGCUGGCUGCUUCUACGCUUAUAUUUCUCUUACUUGCCUUCAGUGCCAAAACAUACGUACGGAAUUGGGAUUGGAAGACUGAAUACACCAUUUUUGCAUCUGGCCUUAAGGUUAACCGUAACAACGCAAAACUUUACAACAAUGUAGGCCACGCCUUAGAGGCUGACGGGAGAUAUGGGGAAGCGUUAGAGUUCUUCAAAACAGCCGUCAACGUCCAGCCAGAUGACGUCGGAGCUCACAUCAACGUCGGCAGAACAUUUAACCACCUCGGGAGGUACCAAGAUGCUGAAGAUGCUUACGUACAGGCGAAAUCUCUCCUUCCGAAAGCGAAACCAGGGGAAUCGUACCAAGCAAGAAUUGCUCCCAAUCAUCUAAAUGUCUUCCUGAAUCUGGCGAAUUUGAUAUCAAAGAACGCCACUCGAUUGGAAGAAGCGGAUAUGUUGUAUAGACAAGCGAUUAGCAUGAGAGCCGAUUACACUCAAGCGUACAUAAAUAGAGGGGAUAUACUGAUUAAGCUGAACAGGACUAAGGAAGCACAGGAAGUGUACGAAAGGGCGCUGUUGUAUGAUAGCGGGAAUCCGGAUAUUUAUUAUAAUUUAGGCGUAGUCCUCCUAGAGCAAGGCAAAGCUUCCCAAGCCUUGGCCUACCUCGACAAGGCCUUGGAACUUGAGCCGGAACACGAACAAGCGUUAUUGAACUCUGCCAUCUUGCUUCAAGAACUUGGCGCCGCCGAUUUGAGACAUCUCGCGAGAUCACGUUUGCUGAAGUUACUUGACAAAGAUUCUACAAACGAGCGCGUGCAUUUCAACCUAGGCAUGGUCUGUAUGGACGAAGGUGACGCAGAAUGCGCCGAACGCUGGUUCCGCGCAGCUGUUCACCUAAAACCCGACUUCCGAUCCGCGCUCUUUAACCUCGCCUUGUUGCUCGCCGAUCGGCGUCGGCCUUUAGAAGCUGCGCCGUUUCUGAAGCAACUCGUCAGGCAUCACCCAGAUCAUGUGAAGGCGCUCGUGCUUUUGGGAGAUAUUUAUAUUAAUUCUGUUAAAGAUCUUGAUGCCGCGGAAAGUUGCUACCGCCGCAUCCUCGAACUUGAGCCGGACAACGUGCAAGCCUUACACAAUCUCUGCGUCGUCGCGGUUGAAAGAGGAAAGCUCGCUAUCGCCGAGGAAUGUCUCACCCGCGCCGCCUCCCUCGCGCCCCACGAACACUACAUUCAGCGCCAUCUAGCGGUCGUGAGGGCGAGACGAGCGGCGGUCACCCCAACAAAUCCUGCGAAUUCCCCCACAAAUCCCCCCACAGAGGUCAAGGCGAGAUGGAAUUAUAUCCCCCAACAGCCCCCGGAUCCGCACGAAACUGACCCUUCAUAG